Molecule: messenger RNA, 4338 nt
Organism: Saxophila tyrrhenica
Lineage: Eukaryota; Fungi; Ascomycota; Dothideomycetes; Mycosphaerellales; Extremaceae
Gene: PAN1
Product: actin organization and endocytosis protein
Exons: 2
Coding region: 1-4338 (1445 amino acids)
Biological process (GO): actin cortical patch assembly; endocytosis; endosomal transport
Cellular component (GO): nucleus; cytoplasm; mating projection tip
Molecular function (GO): calcium ion binding; actin binding
Source: RefSeq, a predicted model, not a curated record
AUGUUCUCCUCUGGCCAGUCUUUUCUCGGCGGCGGGCCAAGUGGUCGGCAGCCGUAUGGCCAGCAGCAACAGUCCUUCCAGCAACAGCAGCAACAGCAACCUCAGUAUGGCGCCGGCGGAUAUGGCCAGGCACCGCCAUUGCAGCAGCAAUACACUGGGUACCCAGGUGGCGGGCUACAACCGCAGGCGACGGGGUACCCGCCUCAGCAGAACCAAAUGCAGCAACAGCAACAACCGCAGCAACCCCAGUAUACGGGCAUGACUGGCUUUCAACAGCCGCAGCAGACGGGAUACAACAUUCAGCAGCAACCACAGCAGACGGGAUACCAAACGGCAGGGCAGCAGAAUGGCAUGCCUCCGCAACAGACCGCGCAGCCCCAGGUACCGCAGCAGACGGGAAUGACGAGCUUGGAUAUCGCCAACUCCUUCCGCCCGACUCCUUCCCAGCAGCCUGCCCCUACAUCAUCCUCAGCGCCAAAGAGAGAAACGAAGAUACCAAACGUACGCCUCAGCUUCAUCACCGCGCAGGACCAAGCGAAGUUCGAGCAGCUGUUCAAGAGCGCGACUGGCGGCGAGCAGGCAUUGAGCGGCGACAAGGCGAAAGAUCUAUUGCUCAGGAGUAAGCUGGAUGGCAACAGCUUGGCACAGAUAUGGACGCUGUCGGAUACCACGAAGUCCGGGCAGCUUCUGUUCCCAGAAUUUGCUCUGUCCAUGUACCUGUGCAACCUAAAGCUGACCGGCAAGGACAUGCCUUCAUCUUUGCCAGAGAAGAUGCGGAAUGAGGUCUCAAGCAUGGUGGAUAUGAUUUCUUUCGGUGUUGCGGAUACGUCUUCACAGAGCGCGCCGUCGACGAAUGCGCCGAACUUCAGCGAGCCACCGAAGAUCCAACAGCCGCAGCCUCAGCAGCCGUCGAAUGCACAGUUAAUGCAGCAGCUUACUGCCCAACCCACUGGCUUUGUGGUCCCGCAAGCUACGGGCUACGCGCAACAACUUCAACCGCAGCAGACCGGCUUCCAGCCUCAGAGUCAAUUCGGCCAGCAACAGCAACAACAGCAACAACAACAGCAACAGCCACAGCAGACCGGCUAUACUGGUCCUCGACCUCCUAUGCCCCCUAUGCCAACCGGCUUCGGUCCCAAUCAAGGGCUGUCUCCACAGCAGACAGGCUAUCCUGGCCAGAUGGCAGCACCUCUAAACGCACAGCCAACGGGUGCACCCGGACAAUGGGGUCUUGUAAAUGCCCCUGCAUCCGGCUUGCCGAAUCUGCAGGCAUUGCAGAGUCAGAUGAUGCCGCAGCCUGGCCGCGAAGCUGGAUUCUCUGCGCAGGGUCUGCGAGGUAAUGCUACCGUGCCAUGGGCAGUCACGAAGGACGAGAAGAAGAUCUACGACGACAUGUUCAAAGCUUGGGAUGGCUUUGGGAAAGGCUACAUCAGUGGAAAUCAGGCAAUUGAGAUCUUUGGCCAGUCAGGCCUUGAUAAGCCAGAUCUGGAACGUAUUUGGACUCUCUCGGACCCGCAUAACAAGGGUCGCUUGAACUUGGACGAGUUCGCAGUCGCAAUGCACAUGAUCUACAGACGACUGAACGGCUACCCCGUGCCUAAUCAGCUGCCAGCAGAGCUCAUUCCACCAAGUACCCGAAACCUGAACGACAGCAUUGGCACGAUGAAGAACCUGCUCUCUGAAGACGCACAGUCACGAAAGAGCAGCGGUGCCUUCCUGCAGCCGCAGCGAACUGGCGUUAGCUAUCUCAAAUCUCGCUCAUUCCACGCCAACGGUGCACCUACGGCUAGUGGACGCAAAGAUGCAACAGUCUUCAAGAACAACGAUGACGACGUCGGAUACCGCUCUUCAGCACGCCGAAGAGUCGGCCAAGACGGCGGCCGCAGCCCAAGCCCAGCAAUGAGCGAUAGCACUGUCGGCGCGGACGACAUGAGCAUCGAUCAACUCAAGAAGACCAUCCGUGAAAAGCAGGUAGUGCUCGAUGCGAUGGAUUUCGAGGACGAGGGCAAGCUUGACGAGGAAGAUGCGCUGGACCGCAAGGAUCGGAAAGAGAGCGAAGACCUCUUCAGGCGCAUUCGCAGGAUCCAGGAGGAUAUUGACGGACACCCUAGCUCUGCUUUCCAGUCCAGUGACAGCGAUGCCGAAAGGCGGACUAUGCAGCGCAGCCUCCGUGGCCUUCAGGACAGACUUCCUGAGCUCGCAAGCCAUGUUCGGAAGUGCGAGAGGGCUAUUGCUGAUGCGCAGAUGGAAUUGUUCAGGCUCAAAGAUGCGAAAGCGAACCCUGGGUCUUCGACGCCUAUUGUCGGUACUGGACUCGGAGGCGCUGUCACGGAAAGUGAUCGCCUCAAAGCUCGUGCGAAGGCUAUGAUGCAGCAGCGGUCUGCAGCGCUGGCGGGCAAGAAGGUCGAGUCGUCUGAUGAUGGUUCGGCUGCGGCGCAGAGGCAGGAAGAAGAGUCGAAGCGCGUUAAUCGCGAGAGAGAGGAUAAUGAGAAGAUGGUCCGUGAUGUUGAGGACAGUGUGACAGAGUACUCGAAGAGCCUUGAGCAAGGCUUGAAAGAAGGUGGUGAGUCGAAGUCUGACGAGCACGAGAGGCGGAGAUGGGAAGACGGGCUGGGUGUUGAAGACGAGGUGAAGGACUUUAUCUUCGACCUGCAACGUAGCUCACGAGCUUCACGUGUCAGGAACGAAGAGAAGAGCCGUUCGAAGCCUGCUGAAAGGGCUGUGGAAGAAGACACGAGUCGAACGAGCACGCCAGUCAGCAGGACCGACUCACCGGCCACGUCUAGUCGCGCACCCGCUGCGUCUACGCCGCAGACAUCGGGCAGCAGCUACUCAUCCUACAAGACUGCGGAAGAGCGGGCUGCUUUCAUCAAACAGCAAGCUGAGCAGCGCAUGGCUGAACGUCUGGCUGCCCUAGGUCUAAAAGCUCCCGCUAAGAGCGGCGAGUCUGCUGCUCAGCGCAGUGAACGCGAGCGCAAGGAGCGUGAGUCGCGACUCAAGCAGGCUGAAGAAGAGGACGCGAAGCGCGAGCAGGAACGCCAGGCGAGGCUGCAAGGUGAGGGCUACGCACCGCCUUCUGCUGCCACGCCAGCUUCGCCAGCCGCAAAGCCGAAGCCGCCUCCACCUGCGCCGAGGAAGGGCAGGAGUGAGAGUGUGACGAGCGAGCAAAGUCAGGCGGAUGCGGAGAAGAAGAGGGCAGAGGUACAGAUCAAGGAGCAGGCGCUUAAGGAGCAGCAGGAGGGUAUGGCGGAUGAGAGGAAAGGGUUGGAGGAUGAAGAGGCUCGACAGGAGCGCGAGCUGCAACAACAGCGUGAAGAAGCUGAAGCAAGCUUGCGUGCUCUCGAAGAGCGCGUCAAAGCCGGCAAGGCGAAGAAGGCAGAGGAGAAGAAGGCUAAGGAAGCCGCGAAGAAGGAAGCGCAGGAGAAAGAGGGCAAGCUUGCCGCUCAGAGGGCGGAGAUUGAGGCGGCGAAGAAGAGAGAAGAGGAGCUAAGAAAACAGCUGGAGAACAUGGACGAGGACGACGACAGCGAUGACGACGACACGUUUGGCUUUGCGACGCCCGCUGAGAGCGCUGUCACCUCCCCUCCAGCCGUUAACGAGGAGGCUCCAGCCGCACCACCGCCAGCUCCACCCAUGCCCGGAGUCCAGAGCCCUCCCGCUGAAUCCCCAGCACCCGUGGCCAGCCCACCAGAACAAUCCAAAAACCCCUUCUUCCGCAGCAUGAGCCAGCAACCCGCCCAACCCUCCCCCGCCAUCACUUCCCCGGAAGCCGAAAAGAAAGACACCAACCCCUUCCACCGCCUCUCCACCUCCGAAGCCGCCAAACCCUCUCAACCCCAACAGCAACAACUCCCCGACCCCGCGCCAGCCUCCUCCCGCACUCGUGCCAGAGCUACGUCGGAUGAAGACGACUGGUCCGUCAUGGAAGCCUCGGACUCCGACGACGAUGAUGACGAAGACGGCAAACAGCCCUCCGGCGCCGGCAGCGCGAAACAACUCGCUUCCAUCCUCUUCGGCACCAUGGGCCCGCCGCGUCCCCUGAGUGCAGCGGGCUCUGGUCCUGGCUCCCCCGCACCAAAUUCCGCUGGUGUGUCGUCGCCACCGCCUGCGGCACCACCUAUGCCGCCACCGAUGCCUGGAUCAAGCGCGCCGCCUGCGCCCCCGCCCCCGCCGCCUCCGGGUGGAAUGGGAGGGAGCGAGAUGGCGCCAGCGGUUGGGUCGCCGCCGCCGAGCGCGGAUCGCAGUGGACUGUUGGGCCAGAUUCAGGCGGGCAAGGGGUUGAGGAAGACGCAGACGAAGGAUCGGAGUACGGCUAGUACGGCUGGGAAGGUGUUGUGA